This is a messenger RNA of Castor canadensis (American beaver), 3423 nucleotides long. RefSeq names its product transmembrane channel like 3 (gene Tmc3). Gene Ontology annotation, molecular function: mechanosensitive monoatomic ion channel activity. Gene Ontology annotation, cellular component: plasma membrane. NCBI's taxonomy places the organism in Eukaryota, Metazoa, Chordata, Mammalia, Rodentia, Castoridae. The record is from RefSeq and is a predicted model, not a curated record.
AGCUACUGUAUAGCUCCCAUUCAGAAACCUGGAUUGAAACAGUCCCUUGCCAGUUGCCUUCCCAGUUAGCCAGCCCCCCACCUCCCGGGCCAGCUCCAGGGAUCGCUGGUGCCACCAGGGGCAGCUCUUAUGAGACCCUCAAAGACAUCCCAGCGCUACAGAAGCAUCCGGAGAAAUGCUAGCCAGCACUUCCUCUACCAGGAGUCCCUGCUGCUCAGCAACCUGGGUGACAGCUUCAAUGGUGAUGAAGCAGGGGACAGCAGUGACCCAGAGCAAAUCUUCCAGAACAUUCAGUUCCAGAAGGAUCUCAUGGCAAAUAUUCGCUGCAGACCCUGGACGAUGGGAGAGAAACUGAGGGCAUUAAGACGAGCCAAAGAUAUUGUGCUGAAGUUCGAAGGGAGGCUGACCAGGACCCGAGGCUACCAAGCAGCAGGCGCAGAGCUCUGGCGGAAAUUUGCUCGGCUGGCCUGUAACUUUGUGGUCACCUUCAUUCCCUGGGAGAUGAGGAUAAAGAAAAUCGAGAGUCACUUUGGAUCAGGAGUGGCCUCAUACUUCAUAUUCUUGAGAUGGUUAUUCGGAAUUAAUAUUGUGCUCACAAUUAUGACAGGUGCUUUUAUUGUCAUUCCAGAGCUGAUUGCAGGGAAGCCCUUUGGAAGCACAACCAGCAAGACCAUCCCCCGGGAGCAGGUCGCGUCUGCCCAGGACCUGGACACCGUUUGGUCCCUGGGGGGUUACCUCCAGUACUCAGUCCUGUUCUACGGCUACUACGGCAGGGAGAGGACGAUCGGAAGGGCCGGCUACCGGCUGCCUUUGGCGUAUUUCCUGGUGGGGAUGGCAGUGUUCGCUUACAGCUUCAUCAUUCUUUUAAAAAAGAUGGCCAAGAACUCCCGCACCAGCCUAGCCAGUGCUUCCAACGAAAACUACACCUUCUGCUGGCGGGUGUUUUGUGCCUGGGAUUAUCUCAUUGGAAAUCCAGAGGCUGCAGAGAGCAAGACAGCUGCCAUUGUGAACAGCAUCAGGGAGGCGAUACUGGAAGAACAGGAAAAGAAGAAAAGCAAAAACCUGGCAGUGACCAUCUGCCUGAGGGUCAUUGCCAACAUCUUAGUGCUCCUGUCGCUGGCUGGGAGCAUCUAUCUCAUCUACUUUGUGGUGGACCGGUCCCAGAAGCUGGAGCAGUCCAACAAGGAGCUGACACUUUGGGAAAAGAAUGAGGUGAGCGUGGUGGUCUCCCUCGUCACCAUGUUAGCACCAUCUGCCUUUGACCUCAUUGCUGCCUUGGAGAUGUACCAUCCACGAACCACGCUACGCUUCCAGCUGGCCAGGGUCCUGGUGCUGUACCUGGGAAACCUCUACAGUUUGAUCAUUGCUCUCCUGGACAAAGUGAACAGCAUGAACACUGAGGAAGCUUCUGCCAAAAACACCAGUCAUUGGACAGACUCUUCCUCCUUUGCCACCAGGACAGCCCCUGAAGAAGGGGAGUGGUCCACACCCCAGUCGGGAGCAGGGCUCAGGAGAAACAGCACAUGGGGCUUGGAAGAGACUAGUUUUCCAGCGUACACUGUGUCACUUACGAGGGCCAACAAGACCACGCUGUACACCCAGAGUCCCCAAGGCCAGUGCUGGGAAACAUAUGUUGGACAGGAGAUGCUGAAGCUGUCAAUCAUAGACAUGCUCUUCACCGUGGCGAGUAUCCUGCUCAUCGACUUCUUCCGAGGACUUUUCGUUCGCUACUUGAGUGACUACUGGUGUUGGGACCUAGAAAGCAAGUUUCCAGAAUACGGGGAGUUCAAGAUCGCCGAGAACGUGCUGCAUUUAGUCUACAACCAAGGGAUGAUUUGGAUGGGGGCCUUCUUCUCCCCGUGUCUUCCAGCAUUCAAUGUCCUCAAACUCAUCGGCCUCAUGUACCUGCGCAGCUGGGCCGUGCUGACCUGCAACGUGCCCCACCAGCAAGUGUUCCGAGCCUCCAGGUCCAACAACUUCUACUUGGCCACGCUCCUCUUUAUGCUGUUCCUGUGCAUGCUGCCGACUGUCUUUGCCAUUGUCCGAUACAAGCCAUCUCUGAACUGCGGCCCAUUCAGUGGACAACAGAAGAUUUAUGACAUUGUGCCGGAGACCAUUGAGAACGACUUCCCUGUGUGGUUCCGCUCCGUCGUGGGGCACAUCAGCAGUCCUGUGGUCAUCCUCCCUGCCGUACUGCUUCUGUUCAUGCUCAUCUACUACCUCCAGAGCAUCGCGAGGUCCCUGAAGCUCAGCAACCAGCAGCUCCGGAUGCAGAUCCAAAAUGCCAGAUCUGAAGAUAAGAAAAAGGUUGCCCAAAUGGUAGAAGCUCGAAUUCAGACCCAGGAGGAAAGCAUCAAGAGACUUCCGAAAGACAGCGAUCUCUCCAGCCCACUGUCCUCUGUGCGCAUGGUGACACCCCAGAACAAUGGCAGUGCAGUCCAUUUCAACUCACUCAGCAGCAAGAGCAGCCGGACAGAGGCCAUCACCAGACCCAUGCCCCAGAGUCCUAGGCUGGGGCACAAGGGUCCCUGCUCACCUCUUCCUGGCAUCUCCAAAUCAAGGCCAGAGCUGGAUACUAACAGGUAUCAGCGUGGCCCGAGUGCAAGCACAGGUGACCUUCACAGAAACAGAUCUGGCACACCUGUGACAUUUACACAGCACAUCCAAGACAUUCACUCCGAACCUCUCUUCCGAAAAGACUUGAAGCCAGUCACCCCUCUUCUUCAUGGGCCUAGGGUCUCGGCCUUGGUGGCACCUGGUCAUAGACCCCGUACUCCCAGAUACUAUCUCAUUAAUGAACGUGCCCCUCACCAAAAACCCCAUCCAACUUUUUGGCCAGAAAGACAUUUCAAGAUAGAUGCUUCAGGUGACUUUGUAGAGGUGUACCCCAGAAACAUACAACAAUGCAUGUCCUGGGCCCCCCACCAGUCUCCUUCUCCACUGUUGAGUGAGGAAGAGGGGGAGAUGCUUGGGAGAGAUUUGGUCCAGUGGUCAUUCCCCUCUCGCUCCCUGAUAGACCUCCCUCGGGCUCCUCAUUUUUAUAUUGGUGAAAAGUCAGGUAGUGACAUCUUCCCUGAGCACCAGGAAAGUAUGUAUUACAGGUCUGGGAAAGAUGACUUUGUAGGUCAACGUGACGGGUCCAGGUUUAUGCACAAAAAGCCACGUUCCCGAAACUUCCAAUACCCACCUCAUCUUGUGAAGCCCAGAAUCAAGGCCAACUUAGAGCCAUCCUUCACAGAAUCUGAUUCCAUGUCAGCAGCAUCCAGCAGUGACCAGCAGAACAGCAGCACUGACCAGUUCCUGCAAACCAUCCAUAACCAGGGAAAGUUCCCAAGACCUGCUGGUCAACUCAGCAGGAAGAAAGCCAAGUCCAGGCAAGCACUGACGGCCGAUCUGAAUGACCUGAUUUGUUCAAAUGUCUAG